Messenger RNA from Rhinolophus ferrumequinum (greater horseshoe bat), 3898 nucleotides. RefSeq names its product dishevelled binding antagonist of beta catenin 1 (gene DACT1). Lineage: Eukaryota; Metazoa; Chordata; Mammalia; Chiroptera; Rhinolophidae. The coding region runs from base 211 to 2742 and encodes 843 amino acids. Gene Ontology annotation, biological process: negative regulation of canonical Wnt signaling pathway; negative regulation of JNK cascade; regulation of Wnt signaling pathway, planar cell polarity pathway. Gene Ontology annotation, cellular component: cytoplasm. The transcript has 4 exons. The record is from RefSeq and is a predicted model, not a curated record.
AGCGACGCGCGGCGCACCGGACGGCGCCGCUCGGGCCAGGACGGCUGCAGCCCGAGGCCACGCGCGGCUCAGGAACGCUCCUGGUCGCCGCCCCUGUCGUUCUGUCCCGCCGCCGGGCGGCAUGAGCCCGCGGCCGAAGCUUUAGCGCCCCACUCCUCCGCCCCGGGGGCCCGGCUGCGGUGACGGGUGCUCGCUGCAGGGUUGGGGGCGAUGAAGCCGAGUCCGACCGGGACGGCGAGAGAACUGGAGCCGCAGGCGCCGGCCCGGGGCGAGCAGCGCGCGGCGGAGCCCGAGGGGCGCUGGCGGGAGAAGGGCGAGGCGGACACGGAAAGGCAGCGCACCCGGGAGCGGCAGGAGGCCACGCUGGCUGGGCUGGCGGAGCUGGAGUACCUGCGCCAGCGCCAGGAGCUGCUGGUCAGGGGCGCCCUGCGCGGCGCCGGGGCCGCUGGGGCCGCUGUGCUGCGCACCGGGGAGCUGCCGGGGGAGGCGGCGCAGCGUAGCCGCCUGGAGGAGAAGUUCUUGGAGGAGAACAUCCUACUGCUGCGGAAGCAAUUGAAUUGUUUGAGGAGAAGAGAUGCUGGUUUGUUGAAUCAGUUGCAAGAACUUGACAAGCAGAUAAGUGACCUGAGACUGGAUGUAGAAAAGACAUCUGAAGAGCAUCUGGAGACAGACAGCCGGCCCAGCUCAGGGUUUUAUGAGCUGAGUGAUGGGGCUUCAGGAUCCCUUUCCAAUUCUUCUAACUCAGUCUUCAGUGAAUGUUUAUCCAGUUGUCAUUCCAGCACCUGCUUUUGUAGCCCCUUGGAAGCAACCUUGACUAUCUCAGAUGGUUGCCUCAAAUCUGCAGAUCUCAUAGGAUGGUUGGACUAUAAAGAAGGCCACUGUGAAGACCAGGCCUCAGAGGCAGUUUGCCGUUCCCCCUCCACAUCACAAUUUAAUCCCCUUGGUGUCAUUGCAGAUGUGAAUCCCAAGUACCAGUGCGAUCUGGUGUCUAAAAACGGGAAUGAUGUCUAUCGCUAUCCUAGUCCACUUCAUGCCGUGGCUGUGCAGAGUCCAAUGUUUCUCCUCUGCCUGACGGGCAGCCCCCUGAGGGAAGAGGACAGGCUGGGUAACCAUGCCAGUGACAUUUGUGCCGGAUCCGAGCUGGACACCAUCAAGACAGAUGCCUCCUUACCGUCGCCAAGCGGUUUGUGGUCUGCUCCCCAUCCUUUAUCCAGUAAGAAAAUGGAUGGCUACAUUCUGAGUCUGGUCCAGAAAAAAACGCACCCUGUAAGGACCAACAAACCAAGAACCAGUGUGAACGCGGACCCCACGAAGGGGCUUCUGAGGAAUGGGAGUGUUUGUGUCAGAGUGACUGGGGGUGUCUCACAGGGCAAUAAUGGGAACCUGAAGAACUCAAAACAGGCGCCUUUGCCCUCUGGUGGAAUCCCCUGUUUGGACAAUGGGACAUUCUCCCCACCGAAUCAGUGGUCAAAAGAAUCAAAGGCAGAACAACAGGAAUGCAAGAGGUUACCCCUGCCAGAGGGUUGCUCUCCUAGCACUGCCACUGAACUUCAAAGUAAGCAUCUGCCCAAAAAUGCCAAGCCAGCCCCCCAAGAACAUGCUCGGUGUCCCACUACUGUGACAGGGGAGUCCCCUAAAGAAAGCAUUCAGGUCCCAGCUGCCUCUCCAAAAGAGAGCCCUGGGAGAGUCCUCGCCCCACUGCAAGGAAACACAGUUGUCCAGCCACUGAAAAAGACGGCGCAGAAGAGCAGCCUGCCGGCCGUCCCAGCAGCGGCGCCCCCUCCUGCCCCUCCCGCGCUGCUGUCCUCAGCUCUCCCCGUGGAAGAAAGGCCUGCCCUGGAUUUCAAAAGCGAGGGCUCUUCUUCUCAAAGCCUGGAGGAAGGGCUUCUGGUGAAGGCUCACUUCGUCCCGGGGCAGCAGCCGGGUGUGAGGCCGCCCCGGGGCCCCCGGACCUCGGCUGUCCCCAGGGGCUCCGCCCUGAGGCACAGGGCCCAGGCCCUCCACGGCCCCGACGGCGCCUUGCCCACCGUGAGGGAGAAAACCCGGGUGGCCAGCAAGAAGUGUCGCUUCCCCGACGACGUGGAUACAAAUAAGAAACUCAGGAAGACCUCAGCCAAGGGGAGAAAGGGUGCGGGCGGCCAGGCCGAGGCGGGUGUCCCCAGCCGGCCUCUGGGGGCCGCCCACCGGGCGGGGAGCCGGGUGCACGGCCACGGCCGGGAGGCGGUGGUGGCCAAGCCCAAGCACAAGCGAACCGACUCGCGGCGGUGGAGGUCGGCCGCCGAGAUCUCCUACGAAGAAGCCCUGCGGCGCGCCCGGCGGGGCAGGCGGGAGAACGCGGGCCUGUACCCGGCCGCCGUGGCGCUGCCCUUCGCCAGCCCGUACGCCUACGUGGCCAGCGACUCCGAGUACUCGGCCGAGUGCGAGUCCCUCUUCCACUCCACGGUGGUGGACACGAGCGAGGACGAGCAGAGCAACUACACCACCAACUGCUUCGGGGACAGCGAGUCCAGUGUGAGCGAGGGCGAGUUUGGCGGGGACAGCACUAGCACCAGCGACUCCGAGGAAAGCGGGGGCUUAAUUUGGUCCCAGUUUGUCCAGACUCUCCCGAUUCAGACGGUCACAGCCCCAGACCUUCACAACAACCCCACCAAAACCUUUGUCAAAAUUAAGGCUUCUCAUAACCUCAAGAAGAAAAUCCUCCGCUUUCGGUCUGGCUCUUUGAAGCUGAUGACGACCGUUUGAGGAACAUCAUUGGUGUAAAAAGUGGUUGGUUUGUUUUUCUAGUGAUGGAAGUAAAGGAGGUGUCUUAGUUUUCUGUGUGUGUAAUAAUUUGAUGGAAUGCUUUCCUUUUGUUAAGAUGAAACAGAGGUAAAUUAUGUCUCUUCUUCAUAGAUGGACACUGGUGCCUUUAAUGGAAGGUAAAGAAUGUUUUGCUGGUUAGAAGUAAAUAUUGAGGUUUUAAUGGUGGUGAUAGUGAAUGAAUUUUGUGGUAUCAGCUGAUGAUUAUUUUAAAUUUCUGAGCAUCUGUGAAGGCACAGGUUUUGAUGUUCAGGUCUUACUAGGAUGAGACCUUUCGAUCUGAAGGCCAAGUAGAUGGAAUUUUAGGACAUACAUUUGCUUCUUGGUUCUUUAGGGCAGUGUCUCCAUGAGGGCUUUCCUGGUGAGCAGCAUCACAUGCAAUUGUGUGAGGUAGGGACGAGGGAUGGUGGUUGUUUUCCGUAGUUUUUUAUAUAGUCUACAUUUCUCAGAGGUACCCCCAUUCUAUUUUCUUCUCAGAACUGUUUGAUUUACGGGACUCAGAACUUGAAGACCAGACCCUAAAUCCAGAGAGCUGGUGACUUGGAUAGAGAGGCUGGUAAUACCUUAAAGGGACUCAGUGAAACUUGUACCACACUUUGUGCCUAGGCCCCAGUUACAGUAACCACUUCUAGGGCCAUUUACCCAACAUUUUGAUGCCUUUCUCCUCCUCCCUAAUUUGCAGCAGAUCAAACCAUUCCUCCCUUGGAGGACUUGCCUUUGGGAUAAAAUUUUGGUCCUUGGGUCAGAGAAAUUCACUCCUAAUGAAAUAACCCUUGGGCAUGACUCCAAGCCCAGAAUUGCUCAUUGAGCGCUGUGCGAUCUAAGCAUUGGCCCAAACAUGUUAGUGCAAUCUAGUCCAGAUUGGACCACUGACCCUGUCUGGAAGGGCUUUUUUUUUAAAAAAAAUUUUGGUAAACAGUAUUGUGUAAAAUUGCUUUUUUAUACCAAUAUAUGCAUGUUUUGUGCAUGAGUAGUAUUUGUUUUGAUAUUCCUGUUGAUGUUAAAUUACUGUAUGAUAUAAACGGUAUGUGUUUUUAUAUAUCAUUGUGUAAAUUUAAUAUAACAUUAUAUGCUGUAAUAAACAAUUUGUUUUACUGCU